This is a messenger RNA of Wickerhamiella sorbophila, 444 nucleotides long. RefSeq names its product putative prefoldin subunit 5. The record is from RefSeq and is a predicted model, not a curated record. The transcript has a single exon. Gene Ontology annotation, biological process: protein folding; regulation of DNA-templated transcription. Lineage: Eukaryota; Fungi; Ascomycota; Dipodascomycetes; Dipodascales; Trichomonascaceae. Gene Ontology annotation, cellular component: prefoldin complex; cytoplasm. The coding region runs from base 1 to 444 and encodes 147 amino acids.
AUGGACGUCAACGACCUUUCUGUCCAGCAGUUGGCAGAAGUGCGCCAGCAGCUCGAAGCAGAGCUAGAGCAUUUAUCAGAAUCAUUCACGCAAUUACGCCAGGCCCAGGUAAAAUUCAGAGACUGUAUCGACUCGGUGAAAACAGCCUCGUCCCAGGGUCAGGAAGGGAAGGAUAUUCUUGUGCCUCUCACGUCGUCAUUGUAUGUUCCAGGACAAAUGAAAAACAUUGACAAGUAUGUUGUCGAUGUAGGCACUGACUACUUUGUCGAGAAAAACUCCGCAGAUGCCAUCAAGCUGUUCGAGGGUAAAUGCGAGACCCUGAACAAGAAUCUAGUUGAUCUCGACAAGCUGGUCAACGAAAAAAUGAAAGGACUGCAAACCGUUGAGGAGAUCUUCAAAAAGAAGUACGCCGAAACCCAAAAGGCUGCACCAAAGCCCGAAUAA